Mugil cephalus (flathead mullet) is the source of this 2811-nucleotide messenger RNA. Its product is annotated as cadherin EGF LAG seven-pass G-type receptor fmi-1-like. The transcript has 15 exons. Gene Ontology annotation, cellular component: cell-cell junction; plasma membrane. The record is from RefSeq and is a predicted model, not a curated record. NCBI's taxonomy places the organism in Eukaryota, Metazoa, Chordata, Actinopteri, Mugiliformes, Mugilidae. Bases 86 to 1981 code for a protein of 631 amino acids. Gene Ontology annotation, molecular function: calcium ion binding. Gene Ontology annotation, biological process: homophilic cell-cell adhesion.
GAGAAUAAACAAGAAGGACCGGCCAUGAAUUUAAUUCUUAUUUCCAUGUAUAUGAUUCACCUUUGUAUUGUAGGAACUACAGGACAUGCAUGUGUGUAUUUGUUUCCAUGACUGUAGACCAUCCAGACUCUUCUUGUUUCAGACACACCCGCUGGACACAGAGGUUCUUAGGGUGAAAGCUGAAGACGGAGACAUCUCAGCAGACUACAACAGAAUCACAUAUUCACUGGAACCAGAUACUGAAGACUUCAUGUUGACCGACUCGGGGGCUUUUAUCUUGAAGAAGCCUUUUAACUACAAUGUUGCCCCAAAGUACAACUUCACUGUGACGGCCCGGGAUGACUCGGGGUGGAAUGACACAGCGACGGUGGUGAUCAACGUUGAGGACUUUGAUAACAUGAAUCCCUAUUUCAGCCACAAUCUGUACCAAGCCUCUGUUCCAGAAAAUCAGAUUGGAGUUUUCACUGCAAUUUUCCCAGAGGCGAUUAAGGCUCAGGAUGGAGACUUCGGGAUCAACGAGACUGUGAUUUACAGCAUCGCUGCUGUUUCCCCAGACAAGUAUAAAUCAAACUUUGCCAUCGACCCCAACAGUGGAGUUAUAUCUGUAUUGACGGCCUUCGACAGAGAGGAGAUACGCAGCAAUAUGAUCUUUAUCAGCAUCCAGGCAGCUCAGACCAACAACAGUUUGAAAACAGCUGGAUCUGUUGUGGUCGUCACUGUUGAGGACAUGAAUGAUAACCCUCCAGUGUUUGAUCAGACCAACUACAACGUCACGCUUAUGAAAAACUCUCCUGUUGGUGCUGUUGUGCUGAAAGCUACGGCCACCGAUCUUGACCAGAGCUCCGCCACCAUCAGAGUGAGUCUCACCGAUGUCAACCGGCCUGAGUUCAGCUCCAGUACCUACACCAGCAGCCUAGUAACAGACGCAGAGGAGGGGAAGCUGCUGCUGACACUGUCUGCCACCGACCGGGACAUUGGGGAAAAUGCAGUCAUCAGCUACAGUUUCUCUGCUGGAAGUUCUCCAUAUUUGGCCUUAAACAGUGAGACUGGGGCUGUGACUUUGACCUCUGCCAUUUCUGAUGUUAAUGAGGAGACCACAGUGGAGCUGACAGCCAUGGCCAAAGACAACGGCGUGCCUCCUCUCAACUCCACAGCUCAUGUCAUAGUGAAUCUGAGGAUCAUCAGCGUGGUGGAGACUGUGGCCUUCCAGAAUUCCUCCUACCACUUUAAGUUGCCUGAGAACCAGCCGGAGGGGGUUGUCGUUGGGGAGGUGCGGGCCUCAGCGGGAAGCGGCAUUUACAACAUCGCCUACAAGCUGAGAACGUACAGAGAACUGUUCUCCAUCAACAGCAGUGGAGCCAUAACGACCAGAACAGCACUGGACAAGGAGCAGCAGGAGUGGUACAUCCUGGACGUGGAGGCUGUGGACACAAGCAGCCCCAGUACGUCAGCAGUGGCUCUGGUCAGAGUUCAGGUGGAGGAUGUUAAUGAGGCUCCACAGUUUUCCCCUGACGUCUACAAAGCCUCCGUGUUCAGCCUCGCAUCAGCUAAUACCCCAGUCACCUACGUCAAGGCCUCAGACCCUGAUGUUGGAGAUGAGGCUGGUCUGGUCUACUCUGUGUCAGAUGAAUCUCAUUUCAAGGUGGAUUCGUCCACGGGGCAGGUGUCUGUGGUCUCUGUAGCGGAUCUGGCUGGAAAGACGACCACGGUGGAGGUGAAUGCCACAGACCGCAGAGGACUACAGGCUACAGCCAAGCUGGAAGUGGUGGUGGUGGUAACGGAGAUGACGCCUGAGAGUUCCGACUCCGACUGGAGUGGAGAAGUGCCCCUGCUCAUCGCUCUGGGCGUCUUGUUGGGCCUGACCCUCAUUGCACUCAUCAUUACCGGCGUCCUUCUCUGCGAGUCCAAGAUGAAGGGGAAACCUCACAAAAAACCAGGCAAAGGCAACUUUGACUCUGAAGACUACAUGUACUGGUCUUAGGGCGCUGCUAAUCCUUGGAAUCAGGCUAAUAAGGACACAGGCCAUGACAACCACGUGUCUUCCCUAUGAACUCUGGACGGGAGAAGCUUUCAAAGCCUUCAAACAGAUGCGACGUAAAUCUGAAUCCUGCCUGAAUCUCUUUCUCUUGUAAAUGAAUUAUUAUCUCAACAUCAGAUGGAGAGGAGGUCUUCUGAUGUGUGUAUUUUAUUUAUUUAUUUUUUGGUAUUUCAAGUUUGUUUUUAAAACUGGAAAAAAAUACUCUUCAUUAAAUCCUACCAACAAACAGAAACAUUUAUUUUGUUCUAUCUAAAACCAAAAAGAGAAAGUUAACAUUAGACUUGGUUUUCUUUCUACUAAAAUAAAUAAAUAGAAACAGCUGUUAUUUUCCUUAAAUGGACCAGGAAGUUCUGUUUCGCCUCGAAAAAUUACUUGUGGAUGUUCCCAGGGUUUCUGCAGGUUUGAACAAGUGAAAUUUAAGACUUUUUAAGACAAUUUUAAGGCCGUUAUGAGUUAAAUUUAAGUGCUUCACUUCACUUUUAUUCUGAUUAAUUUAUUUAAUUGGUUUAAUUUUUAAAUGCUUGCCUUAAAUCCACCUGAGCCUCCUAACUCAGUGGUUUCAUCUAGCACUUUAUGAGAACAGACUGAAUGUAAAAUGUGCGCAGCCUCUCUGUCAAAUAAAAUAAUCUUUGUUCAUGUUAGUGGAAAAUGCAUUUGCUUUUUUUUUUAUUAUUUAUUAUGUAUGCAGCUGUUAUCACCUUUAAGAGCAGAAACUCACUUCAACAUAAAUCAGGUUGUGAUCUCUAGCUCAAAUAAAACUUUGGUAUCAUCCA